Molecule: messenger RNA, 1487 nt
Organism: Gossypium raimondii (Peruvian cotton)
Lineage: Eukaryota; Viridiplantae; Streptophyta; Magnoliopsida; Malvales; Malvaceae
Product: probable cinnamyl alcohol dehydrogenase 6
Exons: 6
Coding region: 98-1177 (359 amino acids)
Biological process (GO): lignin biosynthetic process
Molecular function (GO): cinnamyl-alcohol dehydrogenase activity; zinc ion binding
Source: RefSeq, a predicted model, not a curated record
UCUCUAUAAAUGCUCUACAUUCAAUACUAUAAAGCUUUGAGCUUUUAUUUUUUCUUCUCAUCACUUGUUUCUUUUUCAGUCUUCUCUUCUCCCUCUCAUGGCUUUAGAAACCCCUAACCACACUCAGACGGUAGCAGGGUGGGCGGCUUAUGAUUCCUCCGGUAAAAUCGCCCCUUACAUCUUCAAACGAAGGGAAAAUGGCGUCAACGAUGUGACCAUUCAAGUGAUGUAUUGUGGGAUCUGCCACACUGACCUCCACCAUGUUAAGGACGACUGGGGUAUCACCAUGUAUCCUGUUGUUCCUGGGCAUGAAAUAACGGGGGUGAUAACCAAGGUGGGAAGCAACGUGAAGAACUUCAAACUAGGGGACAGGGUGGGGGUUGGUUGCUUGGCAGCAUCCUGUUUGGAGUGUGAAUUCUGUAAAAACUCGCAGGAGAACUACUGCGAUCAGAUCCAGUUCACCUACAAUGGCAUUUUCUGGGAUGGUACCAUUACUUAUGGUGGAUAUUCCGAAAUGCUAGUUGCAGAUCACAGGUACGUGGUCCACGUGCCGGAUAACCUGCCAAUGGAUGCAGCAGCCCCACUAUUGUGUGCUGGGAUAACAGUUUUUAGCCCCAUGAAAGAUUGCCAACUGCUGGAGUCACCAGGGAAAAAAGUGGGAAUAGUUGGCCUGGGGGGUCUGGGUCACGUUGCUGUUAAAAUGGCAAAGGCAUUUGGUCAUCAAGUAACCGUCAUCAGCACUUCUCCGUCAAAAGAAAAUGAGGCUAAACAGCGUUUGGGCGCUGAUUAUUUCCUAGUUAGCACAGAUGCUAAACAAAUGCAGAGAGGUAAGAGGACGCUAGAUGUUAUUUUGGACACAGUCUCAGCUAAACACUCACUCGGACCGAUCUUGGAACUGCUCAAAGUAAAUGGGACUUUGGUAGUUGUGGGGGCACCCGACAGGCCAAUUGAGCUUCCUUCUUUUCCAUUAAUAUUUGGAAAGAGAGCAGUAAAGGGAAGCAUGACAGGGGGUAUGAAAGAGACGCAAGAAAUGAUGGAUGUGUGUGGGAAGCACAACAUCACGUGCGAUGUAGAGCUUAUCAAGCCAGAUAAAAUCAACCAAGCUUUGGACCGCCUUGCCAGAAACGAUGUCAGAUACCGUUUUGUUAUCGACAUUGCCGGAACCUCUAAGCUUUGAAGAUCGAAUCAGUGUUCCCUUGCAUGUUCCUUGGCAAUCGAUUCAUCUAUAUCUGUUUGUUUUACUCUUUACUACAACCAGUUGUUUUAUUGGUCGUCAUCUUCAAUCUUCAUUAAGUGGUGGUGUUGUAACAUUACAUAAAUCGAGUUUUUCAUCACUUUUUUUUGGUUAUUUCGUGUAUUUAAUUAGAAGAAUCAUGCUAUCUUCUCCUUGAAACGACUCUGCGAUAAGCAGAAAAGGGAAUUCUGCUUGAGCAAUUUUAUAAUUUCGAGCAUAAUUAGUAUUUUAAUAAAUUAAUAAUUAAUUUCAA